GGUAGCGGACCAGUAAAAGUUUCGGGAAAAAUCACUGGCUUGGCUGAUGGAGAGCAUGGCUUCCAUGUCCAUGAAUUUGGUGACAAUACAAAUGGGUGUACCAGUGCGGGUGCUCAUUUCAAUCCUGAAGGCAAGCAGCAUGGUGGACCAAGUGAUGCAGAAAGGCAUGUGGGAGACCUUGGCAAUGUGACUGCUAAAGGAGGAGUGGCAGAAGUGGAAAUAGAAGAUGUCAUCAUUUCUCUUAGCGGACCACAUAGUGUCAUUGGACGUACCAUGGUGGUCCAUGAAAAACGUGAUGACCUGGGUAGAGGGGGAGAUAAUGAGAGCAAGUUAACUGGAAAUGCUGGACCUCGUUUAGCUUGUGGUGUAAUCGGAAUAGCGAAAAGCUAAGUAUUGUACCUGAAAUGCUUCAGAGGAGUGAUAAAUGGGCUGUGUUUCAUUGCAAAUGCUGUACUUGCCAUUCCUUGUGCAAGCAAAAGAUUUAUCACUUAAUCUCAUUACUACUCUGCAUUCUGAGUAUCACUUAAACUGGUGAAGACUGACUUUAAUUUUGUAUCAUGUAUAUUGCAAUUAAAGUGACCCUGAUGGAA
Molecule: messenger RNA, 590 nt
Organism: Tauraco erythrolophus (red-crested turaco)
Lineage: Eukaryota; Metazoa; Chordata; Aves; Musophagiformes; Musophagidae
Source: RefSeq, a predicted model, not a curated record